AAUGGAUACUAACAAGAUUGCUAUCAAGAAAAAGAGUAUUUUUAAUCCAAAAAAAUCAACAAAAAGUUAUUCAAAAUCCACAAAAGCAAAAGUUGAUUCAGAAGCAGAAUACCAGGAGUCAACCUCCGGAGGAUUCUUUACCGAGCAAGAAGAUCAGCAUCCAAUAAACUCUCUUAGUUCAUCAAAAGAUACAGGAUUUAUUGGAGAUGAUUACAUAGAACAUGAAGAUGUCGAAGAUUUGUACCAGAGAAGCCUGGAUUUACCCUUUUUAUUAAGUGGGGACUACAAUUACUACAAGCAGUACUCCACUAGAUCAUCAAAGAGAAAUUCUCAGCCUCCUCUCAAGAAUUAUAGCCAUUUUAGAACGGAGAAGUCUAAAAACUUUAACUUGAUUAGAGGAGGCACUCAAACUCAUUUCAACAAUAAGCCUGAAUCUCCUGGUGUCUUACAAAACGAGGUUGACGAAAAACUGAACAAAAGUAUCUCUGAUAAGAACAGGCCAGUCUCUCGAUCCAAAGAAGAUAGGCAAAUUAGGGCUAGCCAUGAAAUGAAGGAAAUGAUGAAAGAAAUUGACGAAGUGGAAGAAGAAGUAAAAUAUCUGGACUUUUGAACAAACAAAAAUCAAUAUUCCCUUGAGUUUCUUGAAAAUUCUGCAGAAGAAGUCUUUGAAAGCUUUCAGACGUUCAUAAACUGGGUUCCCCAGUUAUCUCUUCUAGCAACCCAUGAAUCUUCAAUAUAUCUCUCAGACUCAUACACCCGCAAAACAGUCAAAAUUGAUAAGAACAAGUUCAUUGAGAGUCUGAUAGAUCUGAGAGUUGAGCAACUCCAAAUGUAUGAUGAUCCUCAGCCAGAUUUAGCAUCAAAAUAUCACAAGAAAGUUACCAUCAAUGAGUCUGAAAACUCUCACAAAAGAACAGGAGCUAGCUUAUCAGUCCUUCCAGAAAGGAAGGUAAAGAUGUCCGGUAUCUUAAAAAAUGAAAGGAAGAGUUAUUCUUCAACGAAGCAUAAUAUACCUACUAAUCGAGGCCCCUCACCAGUAUUGGAGGAGUCAAAGGAGAGAGACUUAGCUCAAGUAGCAUUACCAGAAAAACCGUCCUUAAAUAUUUCAGAAGUGGAUAGCUCUUUGAGUAAUGAUCUUGAAUCUGAUCUAUCCCAAGUGGAUAUUGAAGGAGUUAACAUUGAAGAGCAAAUGAAGAUAAUGCAACAGAUACAGUAUAGCUUCAAUGAACAAGAAAGCAGAUUUGAUGAAGAGAAGCAAAAUCCAGAUCAUUUACCUACAAGUCAGAAAAUAAACAUUACGACAAGAAUGGAGAAAAAUCUGACUGCCGCACCUCAGGACAACAUGAUGAAGGGUUUGUCACUUGCUUCGUCAAUAGAUCCUACUGUUAACCCUGAUUCUGUUUCCUCCAAGAGUGAUAAAGACGUAGAAAUAGACUCUGAUGUUCAAGAAGAAGAUGAAGACACCAGUCCAGCAAAGUUUCUAGAUGUGCAAGAAAUCAUUAAUGUUCUUAGUCCUCCUCUUUCACAAGAACAGGAACUGAUACAGGAAGAAAGCAUACCUCCUAAAGUCCAAGAGGAAUCUGAUAUCCAGGGAAAUAAAGAGGAAGAGAAAGAUGCCCAGGAGGAUAAUGAGCUAGACAAACCUCCAAGUUCUGAGCCAGAAGAGGAAGAAAAAGCUAAUGAAAUAACAACAGACCCUUACAACUUCGGCAAGCUUUCAUUAGCGGAUGACCCCUUCGGUGACUUUGACGACUUGAUUUCUUCAGACGAAGAUGAAAAAGAUGAGUGAAUACUUUUAGAUGUCAAGAAGGAGGAUAAUCCUAAAUCAACUCCACUGACUUCAACCCUCCCUCAUCUUGAUUUAAAGGAAAUUGUUGAAGGAAUUGAAGACCUCAAAGUAAAGAACCGUGUCAGCGAUGUGAUCUCUAAGUUACAAGAAGCAUUGAAGAGUAGCCAAAUUGAGCUUAGAAAAAGCCAAAAGAGUAUCGAGUCCAUUGAAAAUUCAGGCUUGGAGCCCCUAGAUAUGGCUAGAAAUAAACUUCAUUUUGGAUUCCUAUUUGCUUCGCCAUUGGCCAGAAACUACAAUGGAAAAAUAGUGAAGAGUGAUCAAUUGGAUUUCAAAACUGAGAUUGAGGACAUCUUAUAUUCUCUCAAAGACCUCAGCUACAACCUAAACUACAAAGUUAGCCUUGGCACAAGAGAACAUUUGAGAAGGACGGUCAUUGAAUGCCCUAUUGCUUUACAUUUCUCAGGGCAUGGAGCUGAAAACAACAAAAAUAAUUUAGGAAAUACCUCAAUGUUAUUUAAAGAAAAAGGAAAUGUUCUGUUUCUUGAAGACUCUACUGCUCUUGCAGACUAUUACUAUCAGACUGAACUAGAAGCCUUAGUCAAAGCAAGGAAAACUAACUUUGAAGUAGUAUUCGUCUCCUCAUGUCAAUCUGAAUUUGCAGGAAGAAUCUUCUUAAAUGCUGGUGCUAAGCAUGUGAUCUGCAUCAGACAAGCUGACAAAGUCGAUGAUCUGGCUUCCCUCAAAUUUUCUUCUGUGUUUUAUGAGCACUUGUUUGGUAAAGCCAUGAGUGUUUGUGAAGCCUUUGAUAUUUCUCAGAAAGUUGUUAAAAGCGAGAUCAACCCUGUACAAGCCAGAAUGUUUAUGCUGUUGACUCAGAAAGAUAAUCCUAAAUCUAAGCUAAAGAAGCAUAUCUGUUCAUCUAUCCAGAACCUUGACUUCGGAAGUCUUAAUGAUGUGAGUGACUACCCAUUGUUCGACUAUGUGCCUGACAAAGUUGAAGAAUUCAUGUGCAGAGAAAUAGAAAUGCACCAGAUCGCUAAGUCUCUCAAUUGCUCGAAGGUUGUCACUGUGAUUGGACCAGCAGGGAUCGGCAAAACAAGCAUUGCAAGGAGUCUGGCUAACUUCUACAGAGAAAGAAGAACAUUUAGAGAUGGAGUCAUUUAUGUGAAACUGAGAGGAAUCACUUCAUCCCAAAUGUUUUUGACUCAGCUAUCUUUGUCUAUUAGAGCAUCUACAGGAGACAUCGAAAUAGAAGCACUUCAAAAUGUUAGAAAUCCGAUUGAACCGGUUAUGAAAAAGUAUUAUUCAACAGUCCAGGACAAACAAGACAAAACUAUAAAUAUGUUGAAGAAUCGUAAAGUGCUUCUCAUCUUGGACAACUGAGAGGAUGUGAUCAACAAUGACCACGAGAACUUUAUCUAUGAGCUUGAAAAUCUUUUGGAAGCAUGCCACAGAGUCAAAAUAUUGACCACUUCAAGAAAACCUCUGAGUGAACUCGUCAACAACAAAGAAGUAGUAUUUCCGUUGUAUCCAUUAAGCAAUAGAGAUACUCUGGAACUCAUGAAGCAAAAAUGAAAGAACAUUAGGCACAUUCCUAACAAAGAGCUCAGAGAACUCAAAGAAUGUAACAUCCCAGAAGGAAGCCGGAUGGGCCAACAUCUUAAUGUUCAAUUUAACUUAGAUAGCGGAUCCUUAUUGAAAAAGUCUGACGUUCAGAUAGAAAAUCAUCCUUUUAUUCAACUUCUUGGCGGCCAUCCACAAGCAAUAUCUUUGAUAGUAUCCCUUCUUAGAGAUUGCACUUUGAAAGAACUGUUCUUGACUUUCUGUGACUCCAAUAUGAUAGAUGUUGUGCAUGACAACUCAGCCUUAGGAAGUCAAGCUACUUCUCUAAAAGUAACAUUAGACCUCAGUAUUACUCAACUAAGAGAGAAAAAUCAUGAAGCUCUUGAUCUGUUCUGACUCAUUGGAUUACUACCGUCAGGAGUUUCCAAAGAAGAAAUAACUCAGAUUUGGGGAGACAAUUCAUGGAAGAAACUCAAAAAUGAAUUAAUUGACAGCUCAUUGAUAAUUGAGAAGAACAGCAUGAAAGAGCCUGUCAUCUACUACAUGCUUCCGUUCAUGUCUGAGAGAGCUUGAGAAAUAUUGGAAGAGAACAAACAAUUGCAAUCAGACUACCACUUGAAAUGUUGAACUCUUUACAAGAGCUAUUGCUAUAAGUUUUACAAAUCUGAGAAAAAUUUUAAAGACAAAGAAAGGCUGGCUAGCAUGGAGAGCAAUAUUUGGGCAUGUAUUUACAGAGCAUUUGAGAGAUCUAAAAAGGCAAAAUCCCUUACAAAUAAUGAACAAUUUGAGAGCCCUAAUCUGUCUUCUGUGUCUUUCACGAGAGAAGAAAAGAAAGAUGAAAUAACAGCAAGCUCAUUUUCUUUCGACUCAAAAGCAAAUGACAUAGACUUGGCAGAACUUAAGAUAGACAUUGAAAUGUAUAGAUUAUUUUCCAAAUUCGAAGAAGACCAAGGUUCUGAAUUAAGGUACAACAUCGUCACUAAAACCGAAUGGGAGCCUGAAGAUUUUAUGUAUAUCGAUGAAACCCAAGAAGAAUUCUUGAUCGUUUACUAUGCCACAAGCCUGAUCUUGAUGGAAAAAUUUGAUGAUGCCUCAAGAGCAAUCAAUGGAUACAUAUGUAUCUCAAAUAUCUCAGACAUUGCAAAAGCAAAUCUUGAGAGAAUGCAGGCAUUCCUGUAUAUGAUCAGGGACGAUUAUGAGAAUUCAAUAAGAGCUUUGCAAUUGCUGAGAUCUGCUUUGAAGAUAUUUCAGAGUCUUAAACUGGCUAAAGGGGUUGCCAUAUGCCAAUUGGGUAUUUCCAAGAUCUUCCAUGAUAACUAUGAUAGAUUAGUCGCUCCAAAGUCUACUUCUGAGAAAGAAGAGUUCGAGACCCAGUGGAAGUCAUUAGUUAUGAACUGUGCUGACAUAUGCACUGAGAUUGGCUUCGAAGAAGGACUAAAAGUUGCACUUGAAAUCUCUGAUCCAAAAAGUUCUGUUUCUGGCUACGAAUCAAUUCUUGAAGAGGGCAACUUUAUUCUUCUAAAUGUGAUACUGAAAGAUGACAAGGAGUAGGUCUUGAUUUGACAACCCUUGGCUUGAAUGAAUUAAGGAAAUUUAAACUAUGGAUCAGCAUCAAACUUCGAAAAG
Moneuplotes crassus is the source of this 4978-nucleotide messenger RNA. The record is from the annotation of a GenBank genome assembly. Lineage: Eukaryota; Ciliophora; Spirotrichea; Euplotida; Euplotidae.